UCUUCAGUAUAUUAUGAAAUUUGAGACGUGGUUUCGGUAUAUUUCUGAGGGUCAGACCGUGUAUUUUAUCGACAAAUUUGCGGUCACACUGUGUUUUAUUCAUUAACAAAUGCAACAUUAAUAACAAAAUGGUUAGCAGAAGCGUAGAAAGUACGAGUAAAGUGCCGACAUUCCAUGUCAUAAGGGAGGUAUACGACAGCUCCAACGCCCAUGAGCGUUUCGAGGCAGAGCUGGAGAAGGCGCUGGAAGCCAAGGUAGACUUUAUUAUCAUUGAACCGCAGCGCCUGGGCGACGAAACAGGUCGCUGGAUUUGGGUUGGUAAUUGUUUGCAUAAAUCGGCCGUGGCUACCGGAGCUGUAUCGCUUGUAGCUAGUUUGCUGUGGCACGAUAGGCCCAUUGUUGCGGUCCCCAUCUGUGGACUCUCGCUCUUCUGCGCGGGCCUGUACACGGUAUCCUGGAAUUCGGAUCCUUGUUGUCAAUAUCAGGUGGAGAACAACGACACCGUUUUAGAGAAGCUGCCACUUACAGAUGUAUCCUCGCCUGUGAUCCUGGGCUAUGCGUCCAACUCAAAAACCAAAUACUUGCACCGCGGCGUCGCCUUCCUGUCGGCUGCGCUGUGCGCUUGGCAAAUCUGGCGGUCAUAUAAGUAGACAGCGAGGUAAGGGCCGCCAGCAGAGAGACAACAGCAUGAGAAUUACACAAUAUUUAAUAAGUUUACUUUAGUGACCUAAGCAAAUGCAUUUUAUUUAGAUAUCCCAACGUUUCGUUCGUACUAGUAACCAGUCUUGUGUCUUGUGCCUUGUGUUGCCAGGCACAUCACAUUUUAUGUGAUUGAAAGUGUAAAUUGUCGUAUGUAGUGUAAAAGUCUCAGUUGUUGUCCAGAAAGAUCGCCUCCAGGAAGCCCAGGAGCUCGCGACUUCAUGUCUUAUUUUCGAUGUAUCACGAUAUAGUUUUAGGAGCAAAGUCUUAA
Molecule: messenger RNA, 970 nt
Organism: Drosophila pseudoobscura
Lineage: Eukaryota; Metazoa; Arthropoda; Insecta; Diptera; Drosophilidae
Gene: Pmi
Product: Transmembrane protein Pmi
Exons: 4
Coding region: 129-650 (173 amino acids)
Biological process (GO): inner mitochondrial membrane organization
Cellular component (GO): mitochondrial inner membrane
Source: RefSeq, a predicted model, not a curated record